AUGGCGUUUCCGGGGGCAUUGCAACUAAUAGAGGAUAGGGAUCUCUUCCGCACCAGAGUCUCAGAAAGCCAAGGAGUGCCCAGGAGCGCCAAUGUAAAACGCCGAGGAAAGGUGUGGGUGGAUCGCCCUUGGUAUCAGAUCUGUGGAGUUGACCCCAGCUCGACCCCUGGUCGGCAACAUCAUCCAAGGCAAUGCCUCCAUGUUACGCCAAACGUCCAUUGCUCAUAUAGAGCGAGUCUUGGCCCUUUUCCCAACAUGCAUCUUUCCGCAUUCGCGGGCCUCCGGGCAGUGCGGCCGCCCCUUUCUUCGGUUGAACUUGCACGACUGGCCCCUACAACCCAGUUGACAGCAGGCCAAACCACCACUCCCCAGUGA
Molecule: messenger RNA, 375 nt
Organism: Podospora pseudocomata
Lineage: Eukaryota; Fungi; Ascomycota; Sordariomycetes; Sordariales; Podosporaceae
Exons: 3
Coding region: 1-375 (124 amino acids)
Source: RefSeq, a predicted model, not a curated record